Molecule: messenger RNA, 870 nt
Organism: Dipodomys spectabilis (banner-tailed kangaroo rat)
Lineage: Eukaryota; Metazoa; Chordata; Mammalia; Rodentia; Heteromyidae
Product: basic proline-rich protein-like
Exons: 3
Coding region: 1-870 (289 amino acids)
Source: RefSeq, a predicted model, not a curated record
AUGCUGGUCCAAGGUGAUGGUGGCCCCGACAGAGACGCGGCACCCGCUGGGUUCUGCAAGGGGAAACCCGGCGCGGGCCCGGGCGCCCAGCCCCUGGACAGCGCUCGCGCCCCGCUCCCGCCCCGCCCGGCCGCGCCGCAGCCCGCGCCCCGCUUCUCGGCCUCCGGACCCGCGGGGCUCCCGCCAAGGGCCGGCCCCAUAGGACCGACGCGAGCUUCUGGAUCCCCGGGGCCACAGCAACGCCCGGAGCCGCCGGGCAUCGGGACCCCGCGAGCUGCGGUGGGGUCGGCCCGCGCCCCCCACCGCGGCGCCUCGCUUCGAGCCCCCGAGGAGGCCCUCCCCUCCACCCCCGGGGUCUCACCGGGCCCCGGCCUGGGCCGUGGGGCGGGGGUCUGUCUCAGGGAGGGGGGAAGCCUCGGGUGCGAGCAGGGCGCGGGCACGAGCGCGAGCUGCCGCCGCCGCCGCCGCCAGUGGUCCCCGAGCGGCCGCCACCGCCUUCUCUCGGCGCCACCCCCACCGGCCCCCGCCCCGCGCCCGCCCAUUGGCUCCGCGCGCCCGGAGCCGCCUCCGGGGCCCCGAGCUGCAGCCGACCCUCCUCUGCGCUUUGUCUUCCCUUCGCUCGCCGGCCCCCGCCUUUGUCUGCCCCCCACGCCGGCCCCUCGCAGCCCGCGGACCCCUCGAUCGCCGCCGCCUCGGGACAACCGACGGCGAGGGGCUCCAGGCGACGUUUCGGGUUUCAAAGGUCCCUGUCCCCCGCCACAUGCUGUAGAGGCCCCGCAGCAAGAGCGAUCCGGCUGGAGAGAACCCGGGGGCAGACCUGAGGGUCCCCAGGACCGGCUCAAGCCCCCGUUCUGUCACCCUGCAGCCUAG